This is a messenger RNA of Chiloscyllium plagiosum (whitespotted bambooshark), 562 nucleotides long. RefSeq names its product ribosomal protein L28 (gene rpl28). Gene Ontology annotation, cellular component: ribosome. The record is from RefSeq and is a predicted model, not a curated record. Gene Ontology annotation, biological process: translation. Gene Ontology annotation, molecular function: structural constituent of ribosome. Lineage: Eukaryota; Metazoa; Chordata; Chondrichthyes; Orectolobiformes; Hemiscylliidae.
GGUGUGGCGGAGGGCGGUGGUGUGAUAAGGCAGCGCGAGGGCCGGACUCGUUCUUUCUGCGGACGGCGGCGGCGAGACAAGAGGGGGGAGAUGUCGGCUCACCUUCAGUGGAUGAUCGUCCGGAACUGCUCCAGUUUCCUGAUCAAAAGGAACCAUCAGGUCUACAGCACCGAGUCCAACAAUCUGAAAUCCAGAAACUCCUUCCGUUACAAUGGACUUAUUCACCGCAGAACUGUGGGUGUAGAGCCUGCAGCUGAUGGGAAAGGAGUGGUGGUUGUCCUCAAAAAGCGAGCAGGUCAACGCAAGCCAGCAACAUCCUAUGAAAAGAUCACCAUCAACAAGAAUAGCCGCGCUACCCUAAAUAGUUUGCGACACAUCAUCCGCAAGAACAAGUACCGAAAGGACCUACGUAUGGCUGCACUUCGACGUGCUAGUGCCAUUCUGAAGAGCCAGAAACCAGUUGUUGUCAAGAAGAAGCGCACUCGGGCUACCAAGAGUGCAUAAACUUGUAAAAGUUGGCACAUGUUUUAUGAUUAAAAUAAAGGAGGAUCUUGAGGAUCUA